Molecule: messenger RNA, 2038 nt
Organism: Betta splendens (Siamese fighting fish)
Lineage: Eukaryota; Metazoa; Chordata; Actinopteri; Anabantiformes; Osphronemidae
Gene: cfap206
Product: cilia and flagella associated protein 206
Exons: 12
Coding region: 122-2011 (629 amino acids)
Biological process (GO): regulation of cilium beat frequency; regulation of flagellated sperm motility; sperm axoneme assembly
Cellular component (GO): axoneme; ciliary basal body
Source: RefSeq, a predicted model, not a curated record
UUACGUGUCCGUUGCCCAUGGGUUCACUGUAGCGCCCUCUGCUGGUGCAUCGCGGUACUGUUGACACACCGUUGCUACGGCAACGGCUUGUCAACACGCCGGUAAGGAGCUAGCUAGUUUCAUGAGCUCCUGCUCUCCUCUGUGGAUAAAAAUGUCUCACGCAGAAAGUGUGAUAAAAAAGAUUAUCCGUGAAAUAGUGCAGGAGUGUGCAGCGAGGGGCCACGUCGUCUCUGACUCUCUGGCGGCUUUUAUGGUGAAGGCGGCUGUUUUAGACCCAAUGAAUGGCUUCAACGUGGACCGGACACUGACCAAACAGGACAUCCAGAACUUGGAGGAGCUGUGUGUGGAGAAGCUCCUGGAAAAAUGCAGCCCGUCGCUUGACACGGUCAGGAUGCAGGUGUAUUUUGACACCAACUAUAUGUCACGACGUGAGUUUCUGGGGGAAAUCCAGCGGCUGCUGGAGUCCAGGCUGAGCAGCGUGAGCAGAGACAUCACUGACAGCCGGGUGCAAGCACGGGAUGAGCUACAAGCUCUGUACCAGGACAUCAUCACUUACAUCGUGCUGCGCUCCGGCAUGGGCUCAACGACAGACGGCAGCACUGUGCAGGAGACUACAGCGGCUCUGCAGAGCGUCUUCCCUCAGACGGAACUGGGCGCUUUCCUGGUUCUCCUGAAGAGGGACAAAGAGCAGCAGCUGAAGGAGCUCGCCAUGAUCGUCACAGGGAUCCGACUCUUCAACAAAGCCAGUGACAAGUCGCCAGACCAGAGUGACCUUCACAGACUCACAAUUCACCCCUUUGCAGUGCCCACAAGUCAAGCUCUUCCAGGCAUCUAUGACAGUAUAGAAACCGAGCUGAGUGUGUCUCAGCGUUUGUCGUGGAAAUACACGGCUGUGCUGGAGAAGCUAAGGAGCUCUGAAAGCGACGUGCCCAUCGUCCUGCUUAAGCAGGCUCUCUACAACAUCAGGCAGCAUGAAGCCUUCCUCCGCACGUUACUGGCUGAUGCAUGUGUCUGUGCCAAGAACGCUGAAGCCCUGCAGUCAGAGCUGAUAACGCAGGUGAAACUGCUGAAAGACAUUGUGCAGUCAAAGACAGCGGUACCCACUGCCAAGGUCUUUCCGCUGUUCAAGGCUUUAUCAAACCUGUGGACUGGACUUCAGGAAGAAGCGGAGCUGCUGAAUAUCCUCAAUAGCCUCAUGCUCUGUCUGCAGCCAUACGUCGCCUCUCAGGCCAAGAUUUUUCCUGAUGCUUACUUGGACGGCCUGCUGGAGGCAUCAGAGGUGAAGACUGACCAGCAGAGAAUGGUCGAGUCCUCAGUUGAGCGUAUUGAUCCAGCUGAGAUGAAGACACAGGAAUGGUUCCUGCCUGAAGCAGUAGCUGGUUUCAAGGAGCUGCCGCUGCAGUAUAGUGGCAUGUGUGGCUACACACUAGUGGCCAGAGACGGUCUCCUGCUCCCAGGUAAUCCACACAUUGGAGUACUGAAACACAAAGAGAAGUUCUACGUGUUUAGCUCCAAGAAAGCUGCCUUGGAAUUUUCUUCCAGUCCAGACAAGUACAUUUCAGAGAUUGCAGAAAAAGCCAAGUUCUCCCCUGAACUCAUUGAGCUCCUCAAACUCCACCAGCAGUUUCCCAGUGUUGGUCCAUGCUCUGAGACAGGAGAGACUUUAUUGGCACAAGCCAACACAAAAUGUGACAGCAGCACACAGACUGACACCCACCCCGUGGAGCCAAACACCAUGAAGCCGUAUGACUGGAAUGAGUGGGAGCUGCGACGAAAGGCUAUCAAACUGGCUGAUCUUUUGACCAAAGCCACACACUCAACACAAACCGAUCUGAGCCACAUGAGGCGGGAAAAUGUCACUCAGACCUGGCAGCCCAAGGAUGCUGCCACUCAGAGCAAGAAAGAUGGUGAGAGCAGUGUGCCCAAAGCUCAGGUCUACCUGGCUGGUCUGAGGGGCCGAUCCACGGGACACGUGGUCAAAGUAGACCUGACAAGAUCUGUGGACAAAUAAUCAAGUUGAAUAAAAUGUUAAACUAUU